AUGCCGUCCUCAAGCCCAGCGCCGCACAAGCCUCGGCGGAAGCCCAAGAACUCCGACAAUGACAUCGACAAGCCUGUGCGGGUGCGAUCCGAGGCCCUCGUGCGCACGCCGUCGUUCCCUCUGGCAGCCUUUCUGUGGCCGGCGCGCACGUCCUCGUCCCAAUGGGAGGUGCUGCCGCUGAUACUGAUGGUGGUAGGGCUGUUUCGAUGGGCGGCCGGGCUCUGGGGAUACUCUGGAUUCCAACGACCGCCCUUGUUUGGCGACUACGAGGCCCAGCGCCAUUGGAUGGAGAUCACCGCGCAUCUUCCGAUAUCUCAAUGGUAUUUCCACGAUCUGGAGUGGUGGGGGCUCGACUAUCCUCCUCUCACGGCGUAUCAUAGCUGGGCCCUGGGCAAGAUUGGAGGCUGGAUCAACCCGGAGUGGUUUGCCUUGGUGUCCUCGCGCGGCUCCCACGAUCCAACGCUCAAGAUCUUUAUGAGAGCGACAGUCAUUGUCUCCGAGUUCCUCAUCUUCGUCCCUGCCACCACUGUCUUUGUGCGACGAUUCAGCCGGCUCAAUGGGGUGAAUAAUUGGACGAGCAACCUGGCCCUUGUGGCUAUUCUCAUGCAGCCAGCGACUAUUCUCAUCGACCACGUUCACUUCCAGUACAACACUGUUAUGCUUGGCUUCGUCGUGGCUAGCAUGUCGAGUAUGCUCGCCGAGAGGUACAUGUGGGCAGCCGUCUUCUUUGUGGCCGCCCUUGGGUUUAAACAGAUGGCGCUCUACUACGCCUUUAGUGUCUUUUCGUAUCUUCUGGGAAGAUGCAUCACCCCCGGCAUCAACCCCAGCAGGUUAUUUGGCAUCGCUUUAGUCACCAUCAUCUCUUUCGGUGUGCUAGUUCUGCCCCUAGCUCUUGGCGUGCUCUACGACAAGCAUCGCGGCAUUGAUGCUAUGCCCGAGCUUAAGGGGGCUGCGGCACCACUUCCCAUUUUCUCAUUCAUCACCAAUUAUAUCGAUACUCAACAUUUUUACUACCCAAUUGUUGAGCAGCUAGUCCAGAUGGUUCAUCGCGUCUUUCCCUUUUCCCGUGGCCUUUUCGAAGACAAAGUCGCAAACUUUUGGUGCGCGCUCAACGCCGUCAUCAAGCUGCGCAAUUUCCCCGUGGAACUCCUCCAGAAAGCCGCACUCGGGAUGACUCUUCUUUCCAUAAUCCCUCCCAACAUUGUGCUGUUCCUACGCCCGCGAAAAUCGGCUCUUCCGCUGGCUUUUGCAGCCACCGCAUGGGGUUUCUUUCUCUUCAGCUGGCAGGUCCACGAGAAGAGCGUCCUUCUGCCCUUGAUGCCGAUGACGCUACUGCUAGCCGGCAAACAAGGGAUGAGCGGCGAAGUCCGUGCUUGGGUGGGCUUUGCCAACCUUCUUGGAGCUUGGACAAUGUUCCCUUUGUUACACCGAGUCGACCUAAGGGUGCCUUAUACAGCCCUCACUCUCCUCUGGGCAUACCUUUUAGGCCUCCCUCCGACGUCCUGGAGUGCACCGUUCCAGGAAGGACAGUCUGCUCUUGUCCAGUGGGGCACAGCUCUGCUACAAAGCACCUUUUAUGUCACCAUGGCGGCGUGGCAUGUCCUAGAGGCUUUUGUCGUACCGCCACCCGGCAAACCAGAUCUAUGGGUUGUCGCCAACGUCGGCGUAGGCGCGGCAGGUUUCUCCAUCUGCUACCUUUGGUGUUUUUGGAGGUUAUUACGGGAAACUGACCUCUUACCAAGUGGCGGCAAGGUCAAAGCAAAAACACAGUGA
This is a messenger RNA of Trichoderma atroviride IMI 206040, 1773 nucleotides long. RefSeq lists its product as uncharacterized. The record is from RefSeq and is a predicted model, not a curated record. Gene Ontology annotation, cellular component: endoplasmic reticulum membrane. Gene Ontology annotation, molecular function: dolichyl pyrophosphate Man9GlcNAc2 alpha-1,3-glucosyltransferase activity. Lineage: Eukaryota; Fungi; Ascomycota; Sordariomycetes; Hypocreales; Hypocreaceae. Gene Ontology annotation, biological process: protein N-linked glycosylation.